CCGCGACGGGAGCGCAUUCGCCCGCGAGAGCUCGGCCGCGCAUGUUGACACGUGACGCGCCGCGAGAACCCACGUGAUCGGACCCUCGCGACGAGCCGAGCCGACAGCCCUGCUGACCGAGCGGCCGACUUAACGGAACGGGAAGAGCCCGGAGCUUCAAAGCACGCAAUCGAAAGUCGCUCGACGGCGGCGAACGACCGGAAUUUUCACCGAGAGCCGCCGAGUUUCACUUCUAACCUGAAUACGACGGUAUCCGAGCGCGCGCGCGCGCGAACUUGACAGUGUGUACAGUGUACAUGUGUGUACAUACGUCCGUCUCUUCUCACACCAGCCGCGACUCCGUGGCCCGGUAGACGUUGCCCCGAGGUGAUUACAUAAACCUUCCUCUGCGAGAGAGAGAAAAGCGUCGUUAAUUCAAAAAAAAAAAAAAAAAAAAAAAGAAAGAUGUGGCCGAAGGACGUCGGCAUCCGGGCGCUGGAGGUGUACUUUCCGGCGCAGUACGUGGAGCAGACGGAUCUGGAGGCGUUCGACGGCGUCUCCGCGGGCAAGUACACCAUCGGACUCGGUCAGUCGCGGAUGGGCUUCUGCAACGACCGCGAGGACAUCAACUCGCUGUGCCUGACGGUGACGCAGCGUCUCCUGGAGCGGCACGGCAUCGAGCCCCGGGAGAUCGGGCGACUCGAGGUAGGCACCGAGACCAUCAUCGACAAGAGCAAGUCGGUCAAGUCCGUGCUGAUGCAGCUGUUCGAGCCGUACGGCUGCACCGACAUCGAGGGCGCGGACACGACGAACGCCUGCUACGGCGGCACUGCCGCUCUCUUCAACGCCGUCUCCUGGGUGGAGAGCAGCUCCUGGGACGGGAGAUUCGCUCUGGUCGUGGCGGCUGACAGCGCCGUCUACGCGGAGGGCAGCGCCAGACCAACCGGAGGCGCGGGUGCCAUCGCCAUCCUGGUGGGUCCGGAAGCUCCUCUGGUGUUCGACCGCGGCCUCCGGGCGUCCUGCAUGCGACACGCCUACGACUUCUACAAGCCGGACCUGCGCUCUCUGUACCCGGUCGUCGACGGCAAGCUGUCGAUCAAGUGCUACCUGAGCGCCCUGGACAGCUGUUACCAAGUGUACUGCGACAAGGUCCAGAAGAAGGGCGGCGACAAGCAGCCGGUGACAUUGGCCAGCUUCGACGCCUUCCUCUUCCACUCGCCUUACUGCAAACUGGUGCAAAAGUCCUUCAGCCGACUGGCCUUCGUCGACUUUCUCAACGCUCCGAAGGAUCAGGCCCUCGAGGAGCGUUACAAGGACGCGGCGAGGUUCCACGCGGCCAAACUCGAGGACACCUACUUCGACCGGGACAUCGAGAAGGCGUUCAUGCAGCUGAGCAAGGCGGACUUCGAGCGGAAGACCCGACCCAGUUUAUUGAUAGCGAACCAAGUCGGGAAUAUGUACACCCCGUCCGUUUACUCCGGACUGGUCUCUCUCCUCAUCUCGAAGCCGAUCGGCGAACUGGCCGGGAACAAGAUCGGCGUGUUCUCUUACGGCUCGGGCCUCUGUUCCAGCAUGUACUCGUUAACGGUCACGAGGGACACUCAGGACGGUUCCGGUCUGUCCAAGAUCAUCGCCGCUCUCUCGUACGUCAAGCCGCAGCUCGAGGGACGUCACUGCGUCUCCCCGGCGGACUACACCAGGGUGUUGACGUUGAGGGAAGAGAACUGUCACGUUGUGCCAUUCACCCCGGAGAGCAGUAUAGACGACCUGUUUCCGGGAACGUAUUACCUGGUCCAGAUCGACGAGAAGUACAGGAGGACUUAUAAGAGAGUAUGAGAGCGGCGUGUUAGGCUUCAAGGUUUAGGGAUUAUUUAUAGUCAAUUUUUCUUCCCGAGAGUAUCGAAGUAUGUGUAAAAAUAAAAGGGCAGGGUUUGCUUCAUUCUACAAGUUCUAAUUGAUAUUCUAAGUAACAGCGAUUGUAAUCAUAUAGGCUCCUGGAUCCUCUUCGCGGUCAUGUUGGAUUGUGACGAGCCAGGAGCCUUCCCAGCAAACACCGAUAUAUAAUUACAUUGCUACAAUAAAACGGAAUAU
Messenger RNA from Nylanderia fulva, 2070 nucleotides. RefSeq names its product hydroxymethylglutaryl-CoA synthase (gene Hmgs). The record is from RefSeq and is a predicted model, not a curated record. Gene Ontology annotation, molecular function: hydroxymethylglutaryl-CoA synthase activity. Lineage: Eukaryota; Metazoa; Arthropoda; Insecta; Hymenoptera; Formicidae. Gene Ontology annotation, biological process: acetyl-CoA metabolic process.